AUGGCAGGGCAGCUUGCCGGGUUUGUAGUCGGGAGCUGCUCAACAUUGGUGCACCUCAACAUCAACGUUAAAUCGCUCAUUGCAGCAACUCUCCAAUUCGCACGAUUGGUGAUCGAUCACGACUAUAUCAGCGCCAACGGGAUCAACCUCGUAGUGCAAGACUCGACGCGGAACCUCGUGGACAGAUGGAGAUCCACGUUAGAACGUGCUUUCUCCUCACUUCAUACACGGAACCUUCUACACAUCCAAUUCCGGUACUCCAUGUGUCCAGGUUCAUCGGCAGAAUGGACAGCCCCUAGCCCCGACUCGUGCGGGCAUCCCUCUCCUCCAAACCACUUCAUCUUUUCUCUAGAUGGACAUUGGGCGGCUAGCGUAGCGUUUUCAUGGAUCAAGAUCGCCGACUGGUGGUCUAUAAUGCUCAUAAUCUGGGAUAUUCGCAGCGGCGCCUGUGCACCGGAAGAAUCCCUCACCUACGGUGACCUUCGGGAGAUGGGACACAUCAAGCCUCCUAGCGGACCACAGGAAUUCCUCGCCGCAAGCUGGUCACCGGACAGCGCCCAAAUCCUUGUGCUGGUGACGACGAUGGAAAUCCAAAUAUGGGACGCGGAGAGUCUGGUCCACGGUCCUCGGCCCGAAUCUCAUCUCUCUGUAUCUCCCGACGGCCGGUUCGCCUUGGUUCGCCAGCGCGUUUACCAGUCCCGGCCCGAUAACCAUAACACGACGAACAAAUUCAGUGAUAGCGUCAACGCCGUGAACUUAAUGUCGGACCAACCCCUUCCUUUCCUCCUACAUCUCCGUCAACCCCACCAUUCCAGCGACAGCCUAUUCCAGGCCGUUCUGCGACACGAAACCAAGAACGGCGAAGGCUCUGUUCUACUCGCAGUCACCAGAGCCGGCGCGCUUUUGGUCGAAUCCAGUCCUAGUGCGCGCGGCGACGACCCUCCCUCUUCUAUGAAGCUGGCGCAGGCACUUCCCGACGGCUGGAAGCCGAGGGCGCUGUCCCAGGACGGUUCUCGUGUCCUGUGCUUCCGAGCCAACUCCGGGUCGGAUUCUACGUAUGCCGGGUCGCUGUGCGUAGUCGACGCUGCGACCGGAAGGCCGCUGUCGGGGUCUUUCGAGGUCGAGUCCUCCCGGGGAAUCUUUGUCGAUGGCAGCGUCAUUCACCCUCGAUAUCAUUUUGCGCCAACUCAACCCACUGGCACAGGGCGCCGGCGCCCUCCGUGGUAUUGGAGCACUCUCCGCGGUCGCCUUUACCGCGUCCCAGCCCUCGAGGGAAAAACAAUUCGCCAACUGGUGGUCACGGACGACGGAUCGAUGGUCGGAUGGUCGGACUGGCACGGAGGAGUGCACUUCGAGCGCAACGAAGGCGAUGUGAUCCCGGCAGACGAUACGUGA
Molecule: messenger RNA, 1395 nt
Organism: Epithele typhae
Lineage: Eukaryota; Fungi; Basidiomycota; Agaricomycetes; Polyporales; Epitheliaceae
Exons: 5
Coding region: 1-1395 (464 amino acids)
Molecular function (GO): protein binding
Source: RefSeq, a predicted model, not a curated record